AUGUCUGAAACAGAGGAAAAAUCAAUUGCAAGUGAUGAAGAGUCUGAAUUGACCAAGGAGCAAAGAUUGGAAGCAGCUAGGAGAAAGUUUGAAGAGAUGAAAAAGAAAAAGAAGAAGGACAAGAAAAAGAAAGCAAAGAAAGGUGACGCUAAUGCUGACGGAGAUGAGGAAAAGGACAAGGAUAAUGCCAGUGAAAGUAAGGAGGGGACACCAUUAGAAGAAGUGAAAAGUGAGUCAGCAGUUCCGGAUGCGGCUGAAGCAAAAGAUGAAAAUGCAGUUGAAGAAAAGGAGAAAGAGAAGCAAGAGGAACAAGCUGACAAUUUUGACAAUAUAAACCCCGACAAAAGCCCCAAUAAAGAAGGCAAACUGGGAAAAAAAUCAACCUUGGAAGAACUGAUGACCGACGAAGAACUUACAACCGCAGCUUCAAAAGAGGAUAACAUAAUUUCACUGGUGGACAACGAGGCGUUUUCAAAGAAAGACGAAGCCAAAGAGAAACAAACAGAUGCCUCUGAAACUCAAGACACUAAAUCAUCGCAUGACCUAGACUCAAUUAAAUCUGACUCCCUGGUAAUCGAUGAGCUUCAAAAAACUAUAGAGGAGCAAAAGAAGACUAUCAACGCUUUGCGCAAAGAGGUCAAAGAUCUUAAACUCUCCAGGAUGGAUCUAGAUGAUACAAUCUCUGACUUGAAGGCUGAGAAUGAACAAUUAAAGAAGCAAGCACCACCAUCAACGCAAUCACCGCUCCCAAACUCGUCGAGCUCUACCCACACCGCAUCAGCUUACCAACCAGCAAAACCACUAUUCACGACUAACGACUAUGCAUCAUCAUCGCAACAAAAUUUAAGUAAGUUUAGCUCAAUUGAAGAUUUUAGAGAGAAAUUGAUGAUUUGGAAAGGCUGGCAGGUUGAUAUGAGGAACUGGAGUAGUCCCAGCUCGACCAAAGCAGCACUUUGA
This is a messenger RNA of Lodderomyces orthopsilosis Co 90-125, 957 nucleotides long. RefSeq lists its product as uncharacterized. NCBI's taxonomy places the organism in Eukaryota, Fungi, Ascomycota, Pichiomycetes, Serinales, Debaryomycetaceae. The transcript has a single exon. The record is from RefSeq and is a predicted model, not a curated record. The coding region runs from base 1 to 957 and encodes 318 amino acids.